CUUGCAGCAUAAAUUCAGAAGCUUCAUUGAUGGAAUUUUUUUUUUUUUUCAUUCACUAAGAAAAGAAAUAAAAGAAAUAAUUUUUUUGUUCCUAAGAACAAUAGCAGCUCAACUUUCCUUGCUUCUUGCAACGCUUUUCUUCUCUCUAGCCUCUAUCGUUCUUUUUCCCACUUCUUCCUUUUCUAUUUCUGCCUUUUCUCCAACAAUAACAACACUAUUCUUUUUAAUUUUGAUUCAUCUGUGAACAAAAAGCUUUCUUUCUUUGAGAAACUGAGGAUGCCACAGGAAUCCUCGUCCGAGACAGACCCGGAUGAUUCUGAUGCUGAGUUCGUAGAGAUUGAUCCCACUGGUCGUUAUGGUCGGUAUAAAGAGGUAUUAGGCAGGGGUGCUUUCAAGAAAGUAUACAGAGCAUUUGAUGAAUUUGAAGGAAUAGAAGUAGCUUGGAAUCAAGUUAAAGUGGCAGAUCUAUUACGUAAUUCGGUGGAUUUGGAGCGUUUAUAUUCUGAAGUUCACUUGCUUAAUACUUUGAAGCAUAAAAACAUUAUCAAGUUUUACAAUUCGUGGAUCGAUACCAAAAAUGAGAAUAUCAACUUCAUCACUGAGAUUUUCACUUCUGGGACAUUGCGGCAGUAUCGGCAGAAGCAUAAGCAUGUAGGUCUAAGAGCAUUGAAGAAAUGGUCUAGGCAGAUCUUAGAGGGACUUUUGUAUCUUCAUAGUCAUGAUCCACCAGUUAUCCACAGAGAUUUAAAAUGUGACAACAUCUUUGUUAAUGGAAACCAAGGUGAAGUGAAAAUUGGUGACUUGGGUUUGGCUGCCAUUCUUCAGCAAGCUCGGUCAGCUCAUAGUGUUAUUGGUACACCAGAGUUUAUGGCACCAGAGCUUUAUGAGGAGGAGUAUAAUGAGCUUGUUGACAUUUAUGCCUUUGGCAUGUGCUUGCUAGAGUUGGUGACUGUUGAAUAUCCAUAUGUGGAAUGCACCAAUGCUGCUCAAAUAUAUAAGAAAGUGACAUCAGGAAUUAAACCAGCAUCAUUAGCGAAGGUGAAAGAUCCUGCUGUGAAAGCAUUUAUAGAAAAAUGUAUUGCAAAGGUCUCUGAUCGAUUGCCAGCAAAGGAACUUUUGAUGGAUCCCUUUCUUCAAUCAGAUGAGGAAAAUGAAAGUGUUGGUCACUCUUUACGACCUAAAGCCCAUUCUUCAGGUGGUAGUUCUGAUCAGAUUGAUGUUAAUGAAAUUGCCAAGGAUUCUUCUGCUGAACCAAGCAGAGAUUUCACUGUGCAAGGUCAGAGGAAAGACAUUAAUACAAUAUUUUUGAAACUCAGGAUAGCUGAUUCCACAGGUCAUAUCCGCAAUAUCCACUUCCCAUUUGAUGUUGAGGUAGAUACAGCAAUUGCAGUUGCUAGCGAAAUGGUGGAGGAGUUGGAUCUGACUGAUCAAGAUGUUUCAACAAUUGCUGCUAUGAUUGAUUCAGAAAUUCGGUCCCAUAUUCCUGGUUGGGCUUCCCACAAUGUUUCACCAGAAAAUUUAGUUGCAGAGGACUCAGAACCUCCUUUUGAAACUAAGGAUGACAGUUCACCUUUGUCAAAUGAAUCCAUUCCCUCUCCUGGCAGUCUUGUAUUGGAAAGAUUGCCUUCAGGUCGUAAGUAUUGGUCUGACUCACCCAAGGACGUUGAUGGAAACUCUCCAAGCAAGCUUGGACGUUCAAACUUGUAUUGUCACGAGCCAUCUCUAAGUUGUCCAAAUGCUGCUCGGUCAAAUGGACAGUUGGAGGCUGAGAGCAUGUCCGAUGAUGAUGACAGUGCAAAACAUGGAAGUAACAGAUCUGAUGAUUUGCAAUAUGCUAAUAGAAACAGCACAUCUGUCAAGAUCAUUGCUGAGAAACUUGAUAAACUUCUGGUAAUGCAGCAACAAGAGCUAGAGGAACUAAAGAGGAAGCACAAAGUAGCCAUAUUAGACCUUCUGAAUGAAGUGUCUCCAGAAAUUCGUCUGGAUGUUUUAAAUAUAUGUAAACUGAAAAUACCUGUUCAUGAAAUGCCGUGAUUCAGUGCGUGCUUUGUUAGAGAUACGGGCUACCCUAUAGAAUUUGAAGUGCAUUCCAUUGUACAUCUUCAGCUUGACAAUGGAUGGUGAGUUGGUAAUUAAGCAUACUCUAAAAGGUUUUCUACCAGUCGAAUGGAUCAAAACAUCACUGAGUGCUCAGAUCUUUAUUACAGAAGACCUGCUGCUUGACAUGCCUUGAAAGGCAAUGCCUGUGAUAUCGAGUCAUGAGAGACGAUAGAGCAGAAUCACAGCAUGAAAAUAUAGGUGGUGAUCAAUUCCACAUGUGCACACGAAACAGACUCGCAGCACAAUAUCUUACAUUAAUCUCUUAAUUGAGCUGCAGGGAGGAGGCAAGGUCUAGCAAGUCAUGUAUUUUUGUAAAAAUUCUCACUUCACCCCAACUCCACGGUUUUAUAUACUUGUACAUAUGUUCCAGUUGAUUGAAUUACGCUGAAGUCUUGCUGGUUCACAAAUUUGUUGUUGGGGUGAUGGCGUUCGCUUUUUCUCAUCAAACUCGUUAAGCUAUUUAAUGCUAUGAAGGGUGUGGAUUGAAGCACUGUUUUGCCA
Molecule: messenger RNA, 2601 nt
Organism: Populus nigra (black poplar)
Lineage: Eukaryota; Viridiplantae; Streptophyta; Magnoliopsida; Malpighiales; Salicaceae
Product: probable serine/threonine-protein kinase WNK3
Exons: 8
Coding region: 277-2034 (585 amino acids)
Biological process (GO): protein phosphorylation; intracellular signal transduction
Cellular component (GO): cytoplasm
Molecular function (GO): ATP binding; protein serine/threonine kinase activity
Source: RefSeq, a predicted model, not a curated record